Molecule: messenger RNA, 1353 nt
Organism: Parnassius mnemosyne (clouded apollo)
Lineage: Eukaryota; Metazoa; Arthropoda; Insecta; Lepidoptera; Papilionidae
Source: the annotation of a GenBank genome assembly
AUGGAGGAGAUAAACUCAAUGAUUCUAAAACAAACUGAGAUUAGUCAGCGUAUUUCAAAGGCAUUUAAGAACUUUAAAAAGUCCCCGAAAGAUAGAAUUACGGUGCCCUACAUCCGAAUUAGAGAAGAGACCUUAAAGGCAAAUUGGGAACUAUUCAACACCAACCAUUAUGAGAUUGUUGCUGCCACCUCACGAGACGAUCAAAAGCUGUUGGCGUACUUCCUCGAGGAUGCGUAUGACUGUUGUGAAGAUACAUAUUUGACAUUCAAGACUAUGCUGCUAGAGCAGUUAGAGAAGCUUGUUCCAACCAGCCCAGCUACUGAAUUGAGCCACUCUGGUAAUAAUUCGGAGACAAGUUCAGGAAACACUGGAAAGCCGCAACCUGACGUGAAGUUACCGAGAAUAGAGUUGCCAAAGUUUACCGGGAACUACGACGAAUGGCAGAGCUUCUACGAUAUGUUCACUUCGAUCGUUCACAACAAUUCCAGUUUAAAAGAUGUUCAAAAGCUCCACUACCUGAAAAGUAGCCUGUCUGGAGAACCUGAGCUGCUUCUGAGAAACCUAGCAGUGACUGAUGCAAAUUAUCAAGAUGCUUGGACAAAACUGACCCAACGUUACACAAACAAGAGAUACAAUUGCAACGAGGUAAUGAAGCGUCUAUUUUCCCAAAAGGCUAUUACUGCUGAGUCAGCGACCUCUACGAAGCAACUUCUCGAUAAUACAUCUGCGUGUCUCAAGUCACUACAGAAUCUUGAUAUCAACACUGACACUUGGGAUCCUAUCAUGAACUAUCUGGUAGUAUCUAAGCUUGAUACCGAAUCACGCAAGCAAUGGGAAAUGUAUGUGAGUCAGAAUGUUCAGCCUAACACCUUGCCAUCUUGGAAUCAACUUGCGAGCUUUUUGGAGACUAGAUUUCGAACAUUAGAGAUGCUGGAAGGCCAAAAAAAUACAUCAAAGGCUACACAGAACAAUACUUCGAAACAAAUAAUUAAACACAAGUCUUUUUACUCCACUGUUAACAACAACGAGAAGAAAGUGUCAAUUAAUACUUGCGUGAUGUGUUCAGGAGGACACUCACUAUACCAAUGUAAGCAAUAUGAGAGGCUGUCCCCAGAGAAGAGGACGGAGUAUGUGCAAGCAAACCGCUUGUGCUUCAACUGCUUAUCAUCGAGUCAUUCUGUGAGAGGAUGUCAUCAUUCUAUGAGUUGUCGCCGGUGUGGACGACGUCAUCACACUACACUACAUUACGAGAGAGAUCAACAAGUGGCUGCUGCGGUUCCGAUCCUACCGCCUUCGCCUACGGUUCUGUCAGAGAAUCAGCAACCGUCUGAGAAGAAGAAUCCACAAUCUUGA